Messenger RNA from Laetiporus sulphureus 93-53, 804 nucleotides. RefSeq lists its product as uncharacterized. The record is from RefSeq and is a predicted model, not a curated record. NCBI's taxonomy places the organism in Eukaryota, Fungi, Basidiomycota, Agaricomycetes, Polyporales, Laetiporaceae. The transcript has 2 exons. Bases 1 to 804 code for a protein of 267 amino acids. Gene Ontology annotation, molecular function: protein binding.
AUGACGAGCAAAUUCUCUCCCAAUUCAAACUCUGACGCGACAAAAUUCUGUAGCGAGCACCCCGUCGACGAACCGAAUGAUUACGAGGGAGCCUACAGCGGCACCAUACACAGGCAAGGCACAGGGGCAUGGUGCCUGCAAUACCGAUUUGACUACUUCGAUGGGACGGUCGAUCAUCGCGAGGACGAUCAGCCAGGCGAGAAUGAUGAAGCAUGCGAAAGCGGCGACAGCGAUGAAAGCGACGCAGCAGGUGUAAUUCGCGUCAACACCACGGAUAACUGCAAGCAGUGUUGCUUGAUGAGCGACUUGCCGUUUAUCGCCGGGAAAUACGGUAUACAGAAGAGCGCAGGAGUUUAUUACGAAGUUAAGAUCAAGGAGAUGGGUGGUAUCAUCGCCUUGGGAACGGCUUGCCGUCCGGCCCCGCAGGGCCGCCUCCCGGGCUUCGACAGGCUGAGCGCAGCCCUGCACCUCGACGAUCUGUGCACGUAUUACGAAAAUCCCCAGUCUGGCCAGAAGUACGCUAUCGGCAUUUCGCGUAUCGCCGAGGGAGAUGUGGUCGGGUGCGGGUACCACUUCUCCACCGGCGCGCUCUUCUUUACAUACAACGGGGUACGCCUUCCGGACGCGUUCACCGGCAUCUAUUUCCCGCAUGGAAAGGUGGAUGUUUUUGCGGCGAUUGGGAUGCAAGGCUCCAAUAACUUGGAGGUGAAUUUUGGAUAUGAGCCGUUUAAGUGGGCUGAGGGAAAUGGGGCAGAGUGGAAGGUGGAUACUCAUCUGAAGAAUGGGCUUACAGGCCAGCAUUAG